AUGCUUCCUAUCCCUACUUUGACCAGGGUCGCCAGCAGGAGCUUGAAAGUGGCCCAUGCCCACAGACUCUUUACCAGUAUGUCUCCAUUGAGAGCAGGCGCCAAUGAAGAACCAGUUAAGCCAUUUACAAACGCCUUGGGCAAGCCAGCGCAGCGAGUCAGUCUGGACGGUAAUGUGUUUGGCAAAACCACAUUCACAGAGUCCAUGGACGAGGUGGACAUGACAUGGGGCAGAGAUGAUGACCCUACCAAGGUUGAGAAGCAAAACACGAAAAUCAGACACUUUACCAUCAACUUUGGACCCCAGCAUCCAGCUGCUCACGGUGUGUUGAGAUUGAUUUUGGAAUUGCACGGUGAAGAGAUUGUCAGAGCCGACCCACACGUUGGUUUGCUUCACAGAGGUACCGAGAAGUUGAUAGAGUCCAAGACAUACAUGCAAGCAUUGCCAUACUUUGACCGUUUGGACUAUGUGUCGAUGAUGACCAACGAGUUGGUUUUCGCCUUGGCCGUGGAGAAGUUGUUGAACGUCGAAGUGCCUUUGAGAGGUAAGUACGUGCGUACCUUGUUCGGCGAGAUCACCAGAGUGUUGAACCACUGUAUGUCUGUCUUGUCGCAUAUUAUGGAUGUCGGUGGUUUGACUCCUUUCUUGUGGGGUUUCGAAGAGAGAGAGAAGUUGAUGGAGUUCUACGAGAGAGUUUCCGGUGCUAGAUUGCACGCUGCUUACGUUAGACCCGGUGGUGUUGCCCAGGACUUGCCUUCUGGUUUGUUGGACGAUAUCUACAUGUGGGCCACCCAGUUUGGUGACAGAAUCGAUGAAGUCGAAGAAUUGGUUACCGAUAACCGUAUUUGGCACGCCAGAACCAAAGACGUUGGUAUUGUCACUGCUGAAGAUGCUUUGAACUACUCCAUGUCUGGUCCUAUGCUUAGAGGUUCCGGUGUUCCAUUUGAUGUCAGAAAGUCCCAGCCUUACGAUGCCUAUGACUUGGUUGACUUUGACGUGCCAGUCGGUAUGAACGGUGACUGUUUCGACCGUUACUUGAUCAGAAUGGCCGAGUUCAGACAGAGUUUGAGAAUUAUUGAGCAGUGUUGUAACGAUAUGCCUGAGGGCCCAGUGAAGGUCGAAGACUACAAGAUCUCCCCACCUCCAAGAGACUUGAUGAAGGAAGAUAUGGAGGCCUUGAUUCACCACUUCUUGUUGUUCACCAAGGGUUACUCCGUCCCAGCUGGUGAGACUUACACUGCCAUCGAGGCUCCAAAGGGUGAGAUGGGUGUCUACGUUGUGUCUGACGGUUCUGAGAGACCAUACAGAUGUAAGAUCAGAGCACCUGGUUUCGCUCACUUGGGAGCCUUUGACCACGUCUCCAGAGGCAAUUUGUUGGCUGACGCAGUUGCUAUUAUUGGUACCAUGGAUUUGGUGUUCGGUGAGGUUGACCGUUAA
Molecule: messenger RNA, 1437 nt
Organism: Candidozyma haemuli
Lineage: Eukaryota; Fungi; Ascomycota; Pichiomycetes; Serinales; Metschnikowiaceae
Gene: NUC2
Product: Nuc2p
Exons: 1
Coding region: 1-1437 (478 amino acids)
Biological process (GO): mitochondrial electron transport, NADH to ubiquinone
Molecular function (GO): NADH dehydrogenase (ubiquinone) activity; quinone binding; NAD binding
Source: RefSeq, a predicted model, not a curated record